Messenger RNA from Anisakis simplex (herring worm), 375 nucleotides. NCBI's taxonomy places the organism in Eukaryota, Metazoa, Nematoda, Chromadorea, Rhabditida, Anisakidae. The record is from the annotation of a GenBank genome assembly.
GAUUUGAACCAAGUGGUGCAUUUCGGUGAUCGCGAAACACCGGUGGUGAAUCUGCGUGGUGAGAAGUUGUUCGAUGCAUGGAGUGAUAUAUUCCGUGCUCGCCCAAUGAUGAAUGUGCCGUUGUAUUCGUUCAAUCGAAGAAACGUUUUUGAGGAUAACCUAUGGCGAGAAAAGAGGAUUUGGCACGGCUCAGACGCUAGCGGUACGCGUAGUGAAUCUGGCUAUUGUAACGCAUGGCGUUCUGGUGAUAAAUUACAUGUGGGCAGUUCAUCGCCUCUCGGACCAGGAAUGCCUUUGUUAGAUGGUUGUCAAAACAUCGACUGCUCUCAUGAAUUCGCUAUUCUUUGUGUUGAGGUCAGUGAUAUCGCACUUUAA